AUUUUUUUGAGUAGCACCCGGCGCGUUAUUUCAAUCCAUUCCUGCCCUAAUUCCUCCUUCCCCGUCGCGAAAACGAGCCGUCUUCUCUCAGAUCAGAUCGCGAUCAUCUCCAUUUCGCGAGCGUCAUGGAUGCCGUUGACUCUGUUGUUGAUCCUCUGAGGGAAUUCGCUAAGGACAGCGUCCGUCUCGUGAAGCGAUGCCACAAGCCGGACAGGAAGGAAUUUACGAAGGUGGCUGUACGGACGGCGAUUGGCUUUGUGGUCAUGGGAUUUGUGGGCUUCUUCGUGAAACUAAUUUUUAUUCCGAUCAACAACAUCAUCGUCGGGGCAACCUAGGUAAUUAGGUCGUUAUGCACGGAUGGAAAUCACUUUAAUUACAUGAAAAUUCCCAUAAUUUUAUGAGUAGUACAGGUGGGUAGUUUGAUAUUGGAGUAAGGUUGGAUAAGUAAAUGAGCAUGACUCGAUACCUCUUUAAUUUCCUACCCUUUCUCUUUUCCCCUUGCUUGUGAAUCCAUUUGAAUCAUGUGGUUCACCGAUUCUUGGAUUCCAUUGUUUCGAUUCUGUUUAUUGUUAUGAAUAUCUUAUAUGCAUUUAAAAGGCUCACUUGUCAUCUGAACAUGAUUGUUUUUUGUGUUACUUAUUAUUAUCAUGCUUA
This is a messenger RNA of Dendrobium catenatum, 654 nucleotides long. RefSeq names its product protein transport protein Sec61 subunit gamma-1. Gene Ontology annotation, molecular function: transmembrane protein transporter activity. The coding region runs from base 126 to 335 and encodes 69 amino acids. The transcript is spliced from 2 exons. Lineage: Eukaryota; Viridiplantae; Streptophyta; Magnoliopsida; Asparagales; Orchidaceae. Gene Ontology annotation, biological process: post-translational protein targeting to membrane, translocation; protein targeting. The record is from RefSeq and is a predicted model, not a curated record. Gene Ontology annotation, cellular component: membrane; Ssh1 translocon complex.